AUGGAGUCGUCUUACAUCUUUUCUCGUCAACUGGCGCUGUUGUUAACUGUGUGUUGGCUUUUUGUUCAUGAAUGUUUGGCGGUAAAGGAUUCGGGGAGCGUGUUGGAUCCCUCGACUCUAUCGCCGAUGGACAGAGACGUAAGGCUUAAAGGCGGUGUCCAGCCUUGGGAAGGUCGCAUCGAGAUCUACAGCCAGAGUUCUGGCCAGUGGCAUACUCACUGCAAUACGCCGAGACGGGAAGAGUUCUACCACGUUGUGUGCCGUAGGCUCGGCUACAAUGGAUUCCUCAGGGACCUCAAGGGCACGGAAUUCGAGAAGAGUUCGCUGGUUCCACUUCGAGGUUAUUUUGAGUGCAACAAAGAUUCGGCGGACCUGCGAAGUUGCUUUUUCAAGGAAGGCGAUGGCUGCAAAAGCAACAACGAAGAAGUUGGAAUCGUAUGCUCGGCAGUAGUUCAGUCGUGCGGACCUAUCUCUUUCCAGAAGGACGAUCACCUUGAAAUGCACCCCUUUAGACUGAGCUAUCCAGACAAAACUCGUGUGACCGUUAGGUGUCCCGGGGACCCCAGUAUCUCGGGUGUGAUGAAGUGCAUCAAUGGUCACUGGGAGUGGGAAGGAGAGGAGCCACCGGCCUGUCCACCUAGAGCUGAUGAUACGAUUACGUGUCCUGCUCCUUUUUAUGACACACGUCACACCUUCCUACUUCCGGCAAAGUUGACGUACCGCUACGACGAAACGUUCGAGAUCGUGUGCAUUGACCGUUCUGAUGCAACGAAGCUGAGAUGCGGGGAUGGUGGUCGACUAGAAUGUUAUGAUGGAGAAGACGGCUGCAUCCCAGAAGUUCCUAGCUGCAUUACUCCUUCCCGUAGACCUACAGAUGAUCAUUUGCUGUUGGUCGGAGGCGACAAAUCAACAAAAGGUCGUGUUCUCGUGAAUCGUGAUGGACAAUGGGGAUCUAUCUGUGCGGAUGGCUGGAACCUUGCAAACGCCAAUGUCAUCUGCGCUCAGUUAGGGUACGGUCCCGCCAGGAGACUGCUCGACUCUCCAAACUUUCCGCCAGGACCCAAGAGAUACUUGUUCAGGGAAGUGAGGUGCAGCUCGAGCGAAACGAACAUUUUGGAUUGCAGCAUGAAGCACAUGUCUGUUGGCGACAAGUGUCAUUCAGAUUACGAAGUAGAAGUCGACUGCUCUCCUGAAGAACCACAAUCUUAUUCCUUUCGUUCCAAUUGCGGAACACCGGGUCUUCCUCAAAAUACAUUUGUCAAGCCAUACAGACAUGUGUACAAUGCAGGAGAGAUGGUGACACUCUUUUGUGGUGGAAAGCCUACCAAGAAAGUUGAACUAACAUGUUCUUCGGAUGGGCUUUGGAGUGGCGACGUCAUCGACUGUGGUGUGCAUGCGCCAUUGGAUCCAAGACUGCUGAUUGGAAUCGGGAUAGGAAUUAUUUUUCUACAAAUCGUCAUUUCCAUCAUCAUAUCUCGCUGCAGUACUCCUAGGCAGCAGCCAGUAGCAGAAGUAAGGGAUGAUGCCCCUCCGCCUGACAACGAAGCUAAAGCUCGACCAACCAAUCAACAGUCUGUGCAACCACUACGCCACCCACAAAGCGAUGACAGUAAACAAGAGUAGAACCAAUCCCACAGGGAUGUUUCCUGUCCCCCUUUUUAUUUGGGUCAUUUAUGCUAAGAACUUCAUUUAUACCUAUCUGUAAAAGGUAACUGAUUGAAUAAAAAGAAAUGGAGAGGGAAGGGAAUUUAUGAAUAUGAUUUCGAAAUUAAGUCUAUUGAAAGUUUUCAUGAGAAAAUGAUAAUUUCGUUUCAUCUUGAAAUAACAUGUUUCUGUUUGUGGUAACUCCCGU
Messenger RNA from Lytechinus variegatus (green sea urchin), 1852 nucleotides. RefSeq names its product lysyl oxidase homolog 2-like. Gene Ontology annotation, cellular component: membrane. The record is from RefSeq and is a predicted model, not a curated record. Gene Ontology annotation, biological process: peptidyl-lysine oxidation. Gene Ontology annotation, molecular function: protein-lysine 6-oxidase activity. The coding region runs from base 1 to 1623 and encodes 540 amino acids. Lineage: Eukaryota; Metazoa; Echinodermata; Echinoidea; Temnopleuroida; Toxopneustidae. The transcript has 8 exons.